Molecule: messenger RNA, 1338 nt
Organism: Canariomyces notabilis
Lineage: Eukaryota; Fungi; Ascomycota; Sordariomycetes; Sordariales; Chaetomiaceae
Product: PP2C-domain-containing protein
Exons: 8
Coding region: 1-1338 (445 amino acids)
Biological process (GO): protein dephosphorylation
Molecular function (GO): protein serine/threonine phosphatase activity; cation binding
Source: RefSeq, a predicted model, not a curated record
AUGGGCCAGACACUCUCUGAGCCCGUCGUCGAAAAGACAUCAGCACAUGGCGGGGAUGAACGGCUAGUCUACGGCGUGUCGGCCAUGCAGGGCUGGCGCAUAAGCAUGGAGGAUGCGCACACGGCGGUACUCGAUCUGCUUGCCAACAACCCCAAGGCGGCCAAGGAACACCGCUCGAAACUCUCCUUUUUCGGCGUCUUUGACGGCCACGGCGGCGACAAGGUUGCGCUGUUUGCCGGCGAGAACAUCCAUAAUAUCGUGACUAAGCAGGACACAUUCAAGGCGGGCAACUACGAGCAGGCUCUUAAGGACGGCUUUUUGGCUACCGAUAGAGCCAUAUUGAACGAUCCUAAAUACGAGGAGGAAGUAUCGGGCUGUACGGCUUGCGUGGGCUUGAUUACCGAGGACAAAAUUUACAUUGCAAAUGCUGGCGACUCGAGAGGCGUGCUGGGGGUCAAGGGCCGAGCUAAACCCUUGUCAUUUGACCACAAACCGCAAAAUGAAGGCGAAAAGGCGCGGAUUACGGCUGCAGGCGGCUUCGUCGACUUUGGCCGCGUCAACGGAAACCUGGCCCUCUCAAGAGCUAUAGGAGACUUUGAAUUUAAGAAGAGCGCCGAGCUCUCGCCGGAGCAACAGAUUGUGACGGCGUAUCCCGACGUCGUGGUGCACGAUCUGGCCGACGACGACGAAUUUCUGGUCCUCGCCUGUGAUGGCAUCUGGGACUGCCAAUCCUCGCAGGCCGUGAUCGAGUUUGUCAGGCGAGGGAUUGCUGCCAAGCAAGAUUUGGACAAGAUCUGCGAGAACAUGAUGGACAACUGCCUGGCGUCCAACUCGGAGACGGGUGGCGUGGGCUGUGAUAACAUGACCAUGAUCAUCGUUGGCUUCCUCAGGGGCCGGAGUAAAGAGGAGUGGUACGAGGAGAUAGCCAGGCGGGUUGCCAAUGGAGAUGGCCCUUGUGCUCCUCCCGAAUAUGCUGAAUUCCGCGGACCCGGCGUACACCACAACUUUGACGACAGCGACAGCGGCUAUGACAUGGAAGACCACCAGAAACAGUCGUCGUCAGGUGGUGGCGGCGGCAGGAGCUUUGGCAUUGGCGGCUACCGGGGCCGCAUUAUCUUUCUGGGAGACGGCACCGAGGUGCUGACCGACUCGGACGACACGGAAAUGUUUGACAAUGCCGAGGAGGAUAAGGACCUCGCUAGCCAGGUCCAGGUUUCGAGAGCCUCGGUCGAUGGCGGUGCGGAUGCCCAGGAGGAAGGAAAGGGCAAGGGGGCAGGGGAUGUGGAUGCUGCUGGUAGCGGUGUUGCUGGUGCUGCGGGGGUGAAGAAGGAUGCGUGA